Molecule: messenger RNA, 1710 nt
Organism: Hibiscus syriacus
Lineage: Eukaryota; Viridiplantae; Streptophyta; Magnoliopsida; Malvales; Malvaceae
Product: ataxin-10-like
Exons: 4
Coding region: 19-1518 (499 amino acids)
Cellular component (GO): cytosol
Source: RefSeq, a predicted model, not a curated record
UCUCCAGUUGGUUCUGCAAUGGUCGGAGAAUCAUUGCCGGAGUUCAACGAUCGGGAAGAUGUUUUGCAGCCUUUACUUAGCGCAUCAAAUUCAUCCUCGCUACGUGAAGCCCUUGAGAUUCUUAUACAAGCUUCUAGGGAUGCUGUUGGCCGUGCAGAACUUGCAUUAAGGAAUAUCCUUCCUUCUGUUUUGAAGCUUGUAGAAUCUCUCCAUCGCACAUCAAGUCGAGAAUAUCUCAUCCAAUCUUUGAAGCUUCUUAGGAAUCUAUGUGCCGGAGGAGUUGCCAAUCAGAACUCGUUUUUGGAGCAAAAUGGAAUAGAAACUGUUGCCACUGUUUUGAGGUCUGCAGCACUUGCUUCUGAUCUGGAACUUGGAAUUAUUCGUAUCAGUUUGCAAGUUCUGGCAAAUGUUUCAUUGGCUGGAGUAGAGCAUCAACAGGUUAUUUGGCUUGAGUUGUUCCCAAAUGAGUUUUUCAUGCUAGCAAGCAUCCCUAGUCAGGAGACUAGUGAUCCUUUAUGUAUGAUUUUGUACACCUGUUGUGGUGGAAGACCUGGACUGGCUACUGAACUCUGUAGAUACUCGGGGUUGCCAAUUGUAGCAGGUUUAAUUCGUACUGUUGCUUCAGUUGGUUUCAGAGAAGAUUGGUUUAAGUUACUUCUUUCAAGAUUAUGUCUAGAGGACAUUCACUUCCCAUCACUCUUCUUUAAACUAUGUGAAGGCAAUGCCUCUGAGAACAGGGGAAACACUGCUUUAGGGGAUAAUUAUUUCUCAUCAGAGCAGGCUUUUCUUCUGAGAAUCAUGUCCGAGAUUCUAAAUGAAAGAAUUGAUGAAGUAAGAGUUCCCGAUGAUUCUGUAUCGUGUGUUCUUGAAAUAUUUAAGAGAUCCUUAACGAUUGUUGAUUUUACCACUAGAGGCAAGUCUGGUCUUCCAACUGGCUCUACAUCGGUUGAUGUUAUGGGAUAUUCUCUCAUUAUUUUGAGGGAUAUCUGUGCCGGAGACAGUGUAGGAGACUUGAAGAAAGAUUCGGUAGAUGUUGGUAUGUUACUCUCCAAUGAACUUUUAGACAUUUUAUUAUCUUUGCUUCGUGAUCUUGAGCUGCCAUCAACCAUAAGAAAAACCCUGAAAGAUAGUGAAAACCAAGAACAGAUUUUGCCUUCAUCUAAGCUCUGCCCUUACAAAGGAUUCCGGAGAGAUUUGGUUGCGGUAAUCGGAAAUUGUGCCUAUAGAAGCAAGAUCGUACAGGAUGAAAUAAGACAGAAGAAUGGGAUUCCACUGUUGUUACAGCAGUGUGUAACUGAUGAUGACAACCCGUAUUUGAGGGAAUGGGGGAUUUGGUCUGUGAGAAACUUACUAGAAGGUAAUGCAGAAAACCAACAGACUCUGGCUGAUUUACAGUUACAAGGGACGGUCGACACACCUGAACUCACCAGACUUGGUCUCAGAGUGGAGGUUGAUCAAAACACUCGUCGCGCAAAGCUCGUGAACAUCCCAGGAAGCUACCAAAAGCCUGUGGAGUAAUUUUAUUUAGCUAUUUUAGUGUAGUUGACUCAUUAGAAAAUAUGACAUUGUCCUUGAAAUUGUGUUUUGAUUUGGGCAGUUAUGUGAGGAAUUGAUACAUGGAAACAAGACCGACUAUUUCUGGUUUUGCUUGGAUUAGUCCUUGUAAUGAAUAUUAUAAUCAUAAUACUAAAUCGUGCUUGCAGUGUGCAA